Drosophila navojoa is the source of this 1630-nucleotide messenger RNA. It is a transcript of the gene DCAF12, whose product is annotated as DDB1 and CUL4 associated factor 12-like protein. Gene Ontology annotation, molecular function: protein binding. The record is from RefSeq and is a predicted model, not a curated record. Lineage: Eukaryota; Metazoa; Arthropoda; Insecta; Diptera; Drosophilidae. Gene Ontology annotation, cellular component: Cul4-RING E3 ubiquitin ligase complex.
CAUUAAUCGAUUGUCGCGCACCACCAUUUUUGUUUGGACAAUGGAGAAUAACCACUGAAAAUUAUUUAAAGUAAUAAUAGUAAUAAAAUCAAAUUGACCGCCGCAAAAAUGUUCAAUGGCAUGGUGAAGACCAUACGUGAUAGCAUUGUGGGCACAUACCCAUCCUGUCAUGUGAAUUCGCGACUGGAAGAGCGUCGGGCUAAGCAAAGAGCGAUGAGACAGGAACGGAGGCGGAAGCCAGACAAACCAGACGAUUUCGUGACCUAUGAGGAUUCUGGCAGCGAUGAGGAGACGCCACAGCAGCAGGACGAGGUCCUCAAUACUUCCUAUAACUUGUGCGACUAUCUGCGAAGCAGAGAGAAUUCAUUGCGCGAUCGUCGCAGUGUCAAUGCCGAGUAUACCAGUCGCUAUGUGCUCACACACGACAUGUUGCGCGAGACGCAAAUUAGUUUAGGUUACAUUAACAAGGUAUUCUGCUCCAAAUGGCUGAGCAACCGCCAGGUGGUGUUCGGCACCAAGUGCAAUAAGCUGCUCGUCUAUGACGUCAAUAUGCGUCGAGUUGAUGCUAUUCCAACACUUUCCAAUAGUCGUGCCAAUCAUCCAGAGAUCCAAGGAGGCCUGCAUGCAAUAGAGCUGUCGCCCAGUCGAUCAUUUUUAGCCACAGGUGCACGCAAUUCUUCCGACAUUGCUGUAUAUCGCUUGCCAACUCUGGAUCCGGUUUGUGUGGGAGAGAACGGGCAUCGGGACUUGAUAAUGGGCAUGUGCUGGUUGGAUGAUCAGUUUCUUGUCUCGGGCUCCAAAGACUCCCGUAUGGCCCUAUGGCGCAUCAACGAAGAUCACAUGGACUUUCCAGACGGUGGUGAGGAAUCUUGCCCCACGUUUGCCACCAUACAUCCACUCAGUGUUAAGGAAGUGCGCACCGCACAACGAAUACGCUCGCUGUGCUUCAAUAAAGAGUUUAAAGAGAUCGCAGCUCUUUCCUUAAAUGGGUAUAUACACAUCUUCAAUGCAGAGACCUUUAAGCAAACACUUUCGCGCAAGCUACCCAACUGCCAGGACAAUGUGAGCAUUGCUUAUCAUAGCGAUGGACUCUACGCAGUCGGCUGUCGCUCGUAUACCAUAUUGCUGGACGCCCGAACGCUGCAGACGAUCAAAAAGAUCACAUCCCGAUAUAGCGGCUGUGGCAUUCGCGCCACAUCCUUUGAAGGCAAUCUGUUAACUGUGGGCACCGGCCUUGGAAUGUUGCUAUUUUACGAUAUUCGAGCUGGCAAGUACUUGGAGAGUAGCGUAAACGCUUCGCGAACCGUGGCGCUCAAGUGCAGUAAAGGAAUUGUGUAUCCGGAAGAUGAGAUGGAUGGGUUUCAGCAGGUGAAAUACGUGCCGGCCAUUUAUACGCACUGCUAUGAUAGCACACGGAUGCGACUAUUUGCGGCGGGUGGUCCCCUCCCUGCCACACUAGUUGGAAACUAUGCGGGAGUAUGGCAAUAGCUCCACAGUACUAUCUCAAAACUGAUUAGUACGAGUAUUUAGGAAAUAGUAUAUUUUGUUUUUAGCCUUGUCGCUAUCGCGGCAGCGAUGUGCGAAAUGUGAUUUUUGAUUUCUCUGCUGAUUUUAACUUUUUAAAGUUUAG